Molecule: messenger RNA, 2281 nt
Organism: Guillardia theta CCMP2712
Lineage: Eukaryota; Cryptophyceae; Pyrenomonadales; Geminigeraceae
Exons: 5
Coding region: 6-2114 (702 amino acids)
Biological process (GO): neuron differentiation; long-chain fatty acid metabolic process; long-chain fatty-acyl-CoA metabolic process
Cellular component (GO): endoplasmic reticulum; plasma membrane; lipid droplet
Molecular function (GO): long-chain fatty acid-CoA ligase activity
Source: RefSeq, a predicted model, not a curated record
ACACCAUGACCCAACCCAAGAUCAAGUCCCGCUCCUCAUACGCGGUGGAGCUGGAAUGCGAUGAGCCGGAUACUCGACACUGGAUGCACACCUGGUGUGUGGACAAGAACGGAGGAGAGCUGGCAAGGGUGCCAGAGAUGCUAAGAGGGUCGGAAGCUACCAUCUUCAACUGCUUCGAGAAGGCAACGCAGGUUCAUGCCGAUAGAUGUUGCAUGUACACCAGGAAAGUCGAAGAGUGCAAGGUUGAAGGCAGCAAGCAAUUCUGGAAGAAAGGCCCGUACUCCCCUCGCACCUAUGCACAAGUCGGCCGUGAGGUGAAGGCUGUUGCCAAAGGGCUGCUGUCGUUGUCAGAGGUAGCAGAGAGGAGGAAGCAGAAGAAGGAGUGCAUCCUUGCCAUCCUCGCUGAGACUUCAGCGGAUUGGAUGAUUUCAGCACAGGCUUCGUUCGCAGCAGGGUGUACCAUCACCACAGUUUACUCGACGCUGGGACAUGAAGCGAUGCUGCACGGGCUGCUGGAGACUGAGGCAGUUCUGAUCUUCGUUGACUGGGGCCUGUACAAGACCCUCAAGGAUAAGGUUCUCGCGCAGUGUCCGGCCCUCAAGUACAUCGUCAUCAUCGGAGAAGACCUGGCACCGCUGUCUACCGUCGGGGCACCACACAACCCGUACCCGAAGCUGAAUGAGGCCUCGUCCUUCCCGCUCAUCGGAGCAGCCUCCUCGACUACCCUGCAGGAUCUCAUGAGCAUCGGACAGAAGGUCGACCUGGACCUGCAGGCCUUCGCUCCUCGUGCAGACGAUGUGGCCUUCAUCAUGUACACGUCAGGAUCCACAGGGGUACCCAAGGGCGUUAUCCUCUCCCACUCCAACUUCGUCUCCGUCCUCGCCUCCGUCAUCGCUCAGGACUGCGUGACCCCGAGAGCAGGCGACGUGCUCAUCUCCUACCUCCCCCUCGCUCACAUCCUCGAGCUCGUCAUCGAAGUCACAAGCAUGUGCCAGGGAGCAACGAUAGGAUACGCACACCCUCGCUCCCUUACCGCCUCCAGCCCCUACAUCAUGCACGGAGACAGCAGCAGCCCCGACUUGACUUCGCUCAGGCCCACGAUCAUGCCCUCAGUGCCAGCGAUCCUCGAGGCGAUCAGGACGGGGCUGAUGAAGAAGGUGGAGGACGGAGGAGGUCUCAAGAAGAAGCUCUUCUGGGGAGCGAUGAACAGAAGGAUGAAGAAACCUGCUGGCUGCGGCAUUUGCUCCUUCCUGGACAACACUGUGCUCGGCAAGGUCAAGAAGAUCGCUGGGCUAGAUCGUGUGCGGCUGAUUGUAUGCGGUGGAGCUCCUCUAGGAGCUGAGACGCAGCAGUUUGUGACUGCGCUGGUCAGUCCUGUGGCGCAAGGCUAUGGCGCGACAGAGACGACGAGCUGCGCGACUGUCCAGGAGGCAGUCAGGAGCGGGUCGCGGCCAGCAGACGAGACGUACGGGAGGGUGGGAGCGAUCCAGCCGGCGAAUGAGAUCAAGCUGCUGUCUGUCCCCGAGAUGAACUAUCUUGUCACGGACCCGGAGCCUCGAGGAGAAGUGCUGAUAGCAGGCAACAACGUGUCUGCUGGGUACUACAAGAUGGCGGACAAGACGGCGGAAGACUUCAGGAAGCAUGCAGACGGCAAGAUCUGGUUCCACACUGGAGACGUGGCUGUAAUGGAGAAGGAUGGAGCCCUGCGGAUCAUCGACAGGAAGAAGGACCUGAUCAAGCUCGCAGGAGGAGAGUUUGUAGCUCUCGGCAAGGUGGAGGCCUGUCUGAAGCAAGUGCAAGGGAUAGCUUGCGUCUGCGUCUUCGCCAAGUCCGACAUGAACUACUGCGUUGCUAUCGUGUCGCAGCCUGAGAAGGGCUGGGGGUCAGUAGGAGGACGACCUGACGAAGCUGUUCUGGUAGCUGACGCGACCAAGAAGCUGAGGGAGGUCGGACUGUCUCGGUUUGAGAUCCCUACCAAGAUCAAAGUAGACGACACCAUAUGGACUCCCGAGAGCGGGCUGGUGACAGCAUCGCUGAAGCUUCAGAGGAACCCGCUGCGUGCUUUCUACAACCAGCCAGGGGGUCUGCUGGAGCAGAUGGAGUAUAAGUUUUGAGCUUGUGUGGAGGGGUUUAAGAUUUUGAUGCGAAAGCGAAGAGAAAGUCAGGGAACAACAUGCAAGAAACUAGUUCAACUUGUUAACGAGGAGGAAUGAUGGUGAAACUCUCCUCAUUUCCCUUCGAGAUAUUUCUUGUACUGUUGGUGAAUUGUGCUGCAAACUCC